AUGCAGGCCGCCCGCGCCCUGCCGCGCCGCCUCCACCGCGCUGCGGGCCACUGCCGCGACGUCGCUGCGUCCGCCCGCGUCAAGCCGGCGCCGGCGCCACCGAGCCUCGGCCUCAUGGUCGUCGACGGCGCGCUGCUCCUCUUUGUCUGCGAGGCCUUGAACCAGGUCGGCGGCAAAGAGCUUAGCUUCGAGAAGGCGCUGGUACCGAUGGCUCUUGGUGGCCUCAUGUUCCCGCUCUAUGCACGUAUUGACGCCUUCUUCCCGACCAUGCACAAGCCUGUCGUCUCGGCGCUCGGGAAGCGCAUC
Messenger RNA from Saprolegnia parasitica CBS 223.65, 306 nucleotides. RefSeq lists its product as hypothetical. Lineage: Eukaryota; Oomycota; Saprolegniomycetes; Saprolegniales; Saprolegniaceae. The record is from RefSeq and is a predicted model, not a curated record. The annotation marks the transcript as partial. The transcript has a single exon.